Onychomys torridus (southern grasshopper mouse) is the source of this 4780-nucleotide messenger RNA. It is a transcript of the gene Cdh6, whose product is annotated as cadherin 6. The coding region runs from base 357 to 2729 and encodes 790 amino acids. The transcript has 12 exons. Gene Ontology annotation, molecular function: cadherin binding; calcium ion binding. Gene Ontology annotation, biological process: cell-cell junction assembly; calcium-dependent cell-cell adhesion; homophilic cell-cell adhesion. NCBI's taxonomy places the organism in Eukaryota, Metazoa, Chordata, Mammalia, Rodentia, Cricetidae. The record is from RefSeq and is a predicted model, not a curated record. Gene Ontology annotation, cellular component: catenin complex; plasma membrane; adherens junction.
UGUAACAAAGUCCUCCUCUCUUUGCUCCCUCCCACUUCAUUCACUUGCAAAUCAGUGUGUGCCCACAAGAGCCAGCUCUCCCGAGCCAUAACCUUCCCAUCCCGAGAGCUGCAGUUCCAGCCACAGCAGCAAGAAGCACAGAGCCGGCGACCGACCGUGGCGGAGGCAGGAGCAUCCUGGGCUAGUUGCAGGGUGUCCCCAGGAUCCGGAAGGCGAACAGAGAUACCUUCUGAGAGCCAAGCAAAGAACAUUAAGGACGAAAGGAGGAAUGAGCUUGGAUCCAGUGCAGUGAAAAGAGACGUGAAGGAAAGGGGAGCUCACCACCCCGAGACUCGAGAGCCUGCCUUGCCACCAGCAUGAGAACUUACCUGUGCUUCUUGCUGCUCUUUUGGGUCGGCCAGCCCUACUCAACUUUCUCAAGCCCAUUAUCUAAAAGGACUAGUGGCUUCCCAGCAAAGAGGAGGGCCCCGGAUCUCCCUGCGAACAGCAGGAAUGAGCUGAGCCGUUCGAAAAGGAGUUGGAUGUGGAAUCAGUUCUUCCUCCUGGAGGAAUACACAGGAUCCGAUUAUCAGUAUGUGGGCAAGUUACAUUCAGACCAGGAUAGAGGAGAUGGAUCACUUAAAUAUAUCCUUUCAGGAGAUGGAGCAGGAGAUCUCUUCAUUAUCAAUGAAAACACAGGCGACAUACAGGCCACCAAGAGGCUCGACAGGGAAGAAAAACCUGUUUACAUCCUUCGAGCUCAAGCUGUCAACAGAAGGACCGGGAGACCCGUAGAGCCUGAGUCCGAAUUCAUCAUCAAGAUCCAUGACAUCAAUGACAAUGAGCCAAUAUUCACCAAGGACGUUUAUACGGCCACAGUCCCUGAGAUGGCUGAUGUCGGCACAUUUGUAGUCCAAGUCACUGCCACUGAUGCUGACGACCCAACCUAUGGGAACAGUGCUAAAGUUGUCUAUAGCAUCCUACAGGGACAGCCCUACUUUUCAGUGGAGUCGGAAACAGGUAUCAUCAAGACAGCAUUGCUCAACAUGGAUCGAGAAAACAGAGAACAGUACCAAGUUGUGAUUCAAGCCAAGGACAUGGGCGGCCAGAUGGGAGGACUGUCGGGGACCACCACCGUGAACAUCACGCUAACAGAUGUCAAUGACAAUCCACCCCGUUUCCCCCAGAGUACAUACCAGUUUAAGACACCCGAGUCCUCUCCACCGGGUACACCGAUUGGCAGGAUCAAAGCCAGUGAUGCUGACAUGGGAGAAAACGCAGAGAUCGAGUACAGCAUCACAGAUGGUGAGGGGCAAGACAUGUUUGAUGUCAUCACCGACCAGGAAACCCAGGAAGGAAUUAUAACUGUCAAAAAGCUCUUGGAUUUUGAAAAGAAGAAAGUGUAUACCCUCAAGGUGGAAGCCUCCAAUCCCCACGUCGAGCCCCGAUUUCUCUACCUGGGUCCCUUCAAAGACUCAGCCACGGUGAGAAUUGUGGUAGACGACGUGGAUGAGCCUCCAGUCUUCAGCAAACUGGCCUACAUCCUGCAAAUACGGGAGGAUGCGCAGAUCAACACAACCAUAGGCUCCGUCUCAGCUCAGGAUCCUGAUGCUGCCAGGAACCCCGUCAAGUAUUCUGUGGAUAGACACACUGAUAUGGACAGGAUAUUCAACAUUGAUUCUGGAAAUGGUUCAAUUUUUACAUCAAAACUUCUCGACCGGGAAACACUGCUGUGGCACAACAUCACAGUGAUAGCAACAGAGAUUAAUAAUCCAAAGCAAAGCAGCCGAGUGCCCCUAUACAUUAAAGUUCUUGACGUCAAUGACAAUGCCCCAGAAUUUGCUGAGUUCUAUGAAACCUUUGUCUGUGAAAAAGCAAAGGCAGACCAGCUGAUUCAGACCCUACGUGCUGUUGACAAGGAUGACCCUUAUAGUGGACACCAAUUCUCAUUCUCUUUGGCCCCGGAAGCAGCCAGUGGCUCAAACUUUACUGUACAAGACAACAAAGACAACACCGCAGGAAUCCUAACUCGGAAAAAUGGCUAUAACAGACACGAGAUGAGCACCUAUCUCCUGCCUGUGGUCAUUUCAGACAACGACUACCCAGUCCAAAGCAGCACUGGGACAGUGACUGUCCGAGUCUGUGCAUGUGACCACCAUGGGAACAUGCAGUCCUGCCACGCCGAGGCCCUCAUCCACCCCACGGGGCUGAGCACAGGGGCUCUGGUGGCCAUCCUUCUGUGCAUCGUGAUCCUACUAGUGACAGUGGUGCUGUUCGCAGCUCUGAGACGACAGCGAAAGAAAGAGCCUUUGAUCAUUUCCAAAGAGGACAUCAGAGAUAACAUUGUCAGUUACAACGACGAAGGUGGCGGAGAGGAGGACACCCAGGCCUUUGAUAUCGGAACCCUGAGGAACCCUGAAGCCAUGGAGGACAGCAAGUCGCGCAGGGACAUUGUGCCUGAGGCUCUUUUUCUACCGCGACGGACUCCAACAGCUCGCGACAACACGGAUGUCAGAGAUUUCAUUAACCAAAGGUUAAAGGAAAAUGACACAGAUCCCACAGCCCCGCCCUACGACUCCUUGGCCACCUAUGCCUACGAAGGCACCGGCUCUGUGGCCGACUCGCUGAGCUCGCUGGAGUCAGUGACCACAGACGGAGACCAAGAUUAUGACUAUUUGAGUGACUGGGGCCCUCGGUUCAAAAAGCUAGCGGAUAUGUACGGAGGGAUGGACAGUGACAAAGACUCCUAAUCCGUUGCCUUUUUUUUUUUUUUUUUUUCAUUUUCCAAUAUGACACUGGAAUAUGUGAAGUGGCUAUUCCUUUCUAUUUAAUCACUAUGCCGUGAAGGGUUCUCUGUUAUACCCGUUCCAAAAGUCAAUGGCUGCAGUCCGUGCGGAUCCAAUGUUAGAGACUUUUUUCUAGUACACUUUUAUGAGCUUCCAAGAGGCAAAUUUUUAUUUUUUAGUUCAUGCAGUUAACCAAGUUAGCCCAGCAGGCACGCGGGGGAAGAGAGGAGGGGACAGCGUUUUUUCCCUUGUUCUCUUAGGGCAGGUUGGCCACACGCUCCUUACUGCUGGCCUGGACACUACUUUUGUUCAUGGCCUCAGGUCAGCUGAAUGCUCCAACUGUAUGCUCCCCAUGCUACUGGGGGAAGGGAUCAUACUUUACUGAUAAAAUAAUAUAGCUUUAGUAUAAAAGAAAAACGCAAAAGGAGGCAACAAUUGGGGAAUUGUUCUUGGUCUAUCAACUCUCGAGGAGAUAAUUAGCUACGGAAGGGUUUGUAAGAGUGUACGUGUCAAAGAAUUUAAGGUGGCAACUGGGGCAUCCUGUCUGUGCUGGAAGGGGUGUUUCUGGCACCAGCGACCACUGGUAACAUCAAAUCCUUCCGUGUUUUAGAAUGAAUUAGAAGCAAAUCAAAUGGUAACAUUCAGACAGUAACAAAAAGCAAGGCUGGAUUCCUUGACACUCAUGAUCUGUUGCAUGUGAGGAACAUGAAAGGUCACCAUCGCACCAAAGGGAAAAGAGAAAUAGCUAAAGAAACGUUAACAAGGGGAAGAUUUAGUAAAUGCCAACGUUUUGUGCCAUCCACUGUAUCACCAAUCCCUUAAUUCUUCCAACUAUCAGUAAGCUAGUGAGAAAUAAGUCUAAUCAUGUAAAAGUUCUUGAGAGAAUUUUCUGAGGCAAACGGUAACUCUUUGACUGUAGUAGUUGUCUCUAUUAUCCUGCUCUACCUGAGAGUAGCAGUGUAAAGUACAAUGAUUCAUAUUCUUCAAAUACUUCUUAGAUAAUUAACUUGACUUAGGAAGGUUAGAUUAAAUAUCCUACCCCACCCUAGAGUUAAAGGGGAAGGUUAGACCAGCCACAUUUGAACCUAAUCCCUGCCCUUUGCCUUCGGAGACAUCCCAUACAGUAAUGGCACUGAGAAGUUGGUGAAAACCUGCAUUCCAUGUUUCUGAAAUGCUCACAAAAGAAGAGCUGGGAUUGCCUUCAGCAAAAAUGCUUAAGGCUCUUGUUAAAGUGGCAGUCGAGUUCCAAAGCAGUCUUAUUCCCCCACUGUUUGGAAGGUGGCUUCUGUGGCAAAAAUGCCAUCUUCGUCUUUGAACUGAUGAUGAAGUGAUGGUCUCAACUAAAACAGAAAAGUAAUAGAAAAUCCAUCCAAUCUAUUCUCGCUCUAAUUAUGCAAUUAGGCUCUCUUAGUCAGUUAUUAUCCAGGGGAUCCAACUGAACCAAGCUAAUCCUUCUGGCAGGUUCAAAUCAUUUAUUUCAUAUGGACGUUCUAAUGACUCUCCUCAUUAGGAUCUCACACCGUGCAGUCAUCAGAAAUUUCCAAAGUACUGUAAUGAAAACAUCCUCAUUGAAAACUUUUUGAAAAGGCUCUGUAUAUACAUAGAUAAUAUAUACUUAAGAAUGUGCUGACUUCUCUUCUUAGUCAUAGGGAUUUAUUUUCAGUUAAUGUUAAUUUUAUAGAGAUAAUCUUAGCAUCAUUUCCAUUUAAGGGUAAUGUUUUAUCAACAUAUUUUCUAUUUAGAAACACACUGUUGUUUAGUUGUAUUUUAAAUAGUUUUUGCCCAGGAAGUAAAGGUGGCUCCUGUAAAACAAGAGAAAUGUGGAAUCUGGAUUACAUUUUAAAAAAUUUACAAUCCAAUCUUAUUGCCCUUUGUAUUUUCUGAACGUUCUCCUGUUUGUGAUGAAAUGCCCUGAACUACUGUAUUUAUACAAGUAUUUCAUGCUUGGGCUAUUUCUACCUUUUAGGGUUUUAUUUUUCUAGUUCUUCAUAUGCAUACUGACACACACACACACA